CAGUCCAUCUCCUCACACAUACCAGGAGCCAUCAUGGCCUCCGCACUCUCUGCCCUGCUGAGCCUUGGGCUAUGCCUGGGCCUGGAGAUGGGAGAUGAAGCUUCUCUUCCAGACACGUUCACCAGACCCUCCCUCUGGGCUGAGCCAGGCACUCUGAUCCCUGUGGGAACAAAUGUGACGCUCUGGUGCCGAGGCCCUGCUGGGACAAGGCAGUACCACGUGCCCCGAGUAGGGCUGGAGAGCCCAUCCUGGCCUCAGACAGAGGCGGAGUUCCCCAUCCCAUCUGUGGCAAGGGAGGAUGCAGGACAGUACUGCUGCCUCUAUCGGGGCCGGUCCGGCUGGUCUCGGUGCAGCCACCCCCUGGAGUUGGUGGUGACAGGUAUAUAUGAGAAGCCAACCCUCCUGGCCCUGCCCAGCCACUCGGUGGCCACAGGGAAGGCCGUGAUCCUCCAGUGUGAGGCGGAAUCCAGAUCUGACAGGUUUGCUUUGUACAAGGAGGGAGAUGCCCACACCCACACAGGCUAUGAAUGGAGGUCUCAGGCCAGCUUCCCCAUCCCUGCUGUAACCAGAGCCCACGAGGGCACCUAUCGAUGUUACAGUUUUUCCAGCAACUUCCCCUACCACUGGUCGGGUCCCAGUGACCCCCUGAAGCUCAUUGUCACAGCUCCUGACCUCACUCCUGUGCUCCUUCCCAGAAACCUCUCCAAGGCCUGGAACUCAGGACAACCUAUUGAGAGCUCCCUCAGGUCUCCCGAGGCUCUGGGAAGGCAUCCUGACAGGCGUCUCACUACUCUCCACCUUGCUCUUCCUCUUCUUCCUCCUCCUUUGCCACCACCAGCAUCUGGCCAAGCUCAAUACCGAGGGCAGAGCGGCAGAAGACAAGGAGACCCUGAGGAGCUACAGCCCAGCUGGGGCCGUGCAGGAACAGACCCUGUACACAGCAGUGAAGAACAGCAGACAGAGCAGACCAGAGGACCCGGCUGCCCGAGACCUCCAGGAAGUGACCUACGCCCAACUGAUGCACCCAAGCCUGACCUCAGACUAGAACAAAAGGAGACACUUGCAGGGUGUUUCACAGUUCACAAAAGGAAGUCCGGCGGUCGUAGAAGGGCAGGGGAGUCGGCUGGGACACGGCAUAGGGAGGAGCCAGGAAGGGUCAGUGAUAGGAAACUCAUGGCUGGGCUUGUUCCAUCCCCAGUCUGGGCCACCAGCCUUCAGUCCAGCCCCGGGACCACCAUGUCUCCCUGGCUCCCUGCCCUGCUGUACCUCGGACUGUGUCUCAGUGGGAGGAUCAAGGCACAGGACCAUCUACUCCCCAAACCCUCCCUCUGGGCAAAGCCAGACCAUCUGAUGCCUGAGGGGCAACUUGUGACUGUCUGGUGUCAGGGCCCUUCUGGGGCUGUAGGUUACAAGCUGGAGAAAGUGGGAACCUUUUGGUUUAUGUUGUCCUACCCUAAUGGGAAUAAAGCUUCAUUCUUUCUGGGGAAAAUGAGAGUAGAAGCUGCUGGUCUUUACCGCUGUCACUACUGGACCUCAUCUGGCUGGACAGAGUCCAGUGACCCUCUGAUGCUGAUUGUGACAGGCCAAUAUGACAAACCCAUCCUCUCUGUCAUGCCCAGCUCUGUGGUGGCCCCAGGGCAGACUGUGACCUUCCACUGUCAAUCUUUAUAUGGCCUGGAUGGCUUCAUGAUGUCUAAAGACCAAGCAGACAACAUGACCCCUCAUUAUGAGUGGAAGACUCUGGCCAGCUUCUCCAUCCAGGCUGUGACAGCUGCUCAUGGGGGCACUUACCGAUGUCACACUUUCCAUAGUGACUUCCCUUAUGUGUGGUCAGCUCCCAGCAAUCCCCUGGUCCUCAGGGUCACAGACACUCCUGAAGAGCACAGCCUCCCAGUUCCCAGGGAACCAGACCCCACAAGUCGAACCUCCUCUCCAAAGCUUUCUAACCUGCUGUUUGGUCUCCCCAGGCUCAUAGCAAGCAUCCUGAUGGGCAUCUUAGCCCUCAUCAUCCUGCUUUUCCUCUUCCUUCUCUUCUUCCUCCUUCGACGCUGCAGCCAACAUCAAGCUAGACUCAAGACCAGGGGCAAAAAGGCAGAAAUCAAGGAGUCCCUGAGAAGCUCUGACUCAGCUGGGACCCCCGUGGAGGAGACUCUGUAUGCUGCUGUGAAUGACGACAGACAGACAGAGGAGGCCAGACAAGAAGACACGGCUGUUCCCAAAAGGGAAGACCCUCAGGAAGUGACCUAUGCCCAACUGAACCCCAACAGCCUCAAGGCUGGGGCCAAGGACCCUCCUCCUUCUGGACCAGUGGAGCCCAGCCUCUAUGCCUCCCUGAGGGUAUCUCCUGGCCAGAUAGUUCUAAUGCAGACCAAAGAAACAUUGCCUAUUGUUCAUUGACCAGAACAAUAUCAAGCCAAGUGAGUGACCACUUCUCCUGCAAAGCCUGGUCAUACGUCAAAUCAUCUGGUGCUUUUGUGACCUACUGACUUUUCUGUGUCCAUGUCUAACCUCAUAGGUAGUGUGGACCAUCAUUUUCUGUAUGUUUUAUGGCUAACCUUUUUUCCCUGCCUUGAGAGUCUCUACUAAAGAAAUCUGGGACAGAAGAGACGGUGUCUCUGGGAUCGUCCUUACUAAAACUUUCUUCAACAACAUUUGGAGAGCAGAAAUUGCAUUUGUAUCCCCAGAGCAUACCUCAGUGAAGUGCCUGGCUCAUAGUAGGUACUACUAAAUGCUCAUUGAUGUAUGAAUUAGUUGGUUGGAUUCCCUGAGGAGCAAGAGCUGAGUAACAACGAGCAAUUAGUUAAAAAGACUAAAACAAAGAGACUGUGCCAGUAAUAACCAGAUAGUCUGAGCUCAAAAAGUAACCCUUUUAAUGAGGAAGAUACUGUGUAUAGAAAUACAGCAACUAUGCCUUGGAUUGAGGAUAAAGGACCCCAUUUUAAAUGGGGGGGGAGGCUCAACCCAGAGUCUCCAGGUAUUAUGAUCUCUCACAUAAGAUAUGUAUGUCCAUAUAACUUGUCUAGCAUGUUUUGGUGGAGGCCUGGGGAGAUAUGAUCAUAGGCCCACUUAUUAGGAGAGGAGAAGAGCCAAUAGCCAUACCUGAAUGGAUACACAGGGCCCCGAAGUGCCACCAAGAACACCAAGUAUCCUUAUCUUUGGUCUCUGAGAGGAGACAUUUGGCUAGUAUUGUAUCCAUUUACUCUUCCCUUAAAUAUCUCUUGUCUAGAGGCAAAAGUCUGCAUUCAGAAGGAAAGCUAUUUCCUUGUUUGCUCUUGGAGGAUGGAGUAGCCCUUAGCUUACACUAACCAGCUUAAUUCCUUCCCACCAAAUGCUGGUCACACAAAUGACAUCACAGUUAACAGUUAGUAAAUGUAUUUAUCCAGGCAAAACAGUAAACAGAAAUUGGAAACAUUCUACAGACUGGAAUGUAUCCAAAUCCACAGGCUGAAUGUAGACCCACACUCAGCCCUGACCACCCAUCUCUGUUGACCACAGAGAUCACUGUCCAGCCCCAAUGCCUCACUCCCUUCACCAGCCUCCUGGGUGAAGGAACAGACUCAGGCCUGUACCAGCUCUCUCUGCAACAAUCUUUGAGGACUGUGAGCUCCUCUUACCAUCUGCUACCCAUUAUUACCACUAUGGUUUUUCCUGUUUUUCUCCCUAUCCCUUAAAAUAAUUAGUCAGCUACCAUUUAGUAAAAAACUAUCCCCUGCUUACUCUUCAUGUUUUCUUGUCCUCAUCCUCUUCAACUCAACCCCAACCAUGUCUGAAGAAAACCCUAUCCAUCCUUUCUUCUGUGUCCUCUGAUAUUCCAAUUCCAUAGCAAUCUUCCCUUCAUCCUUAGACCUCUUCCUCUCAUACUCCUUCCAUCUAUUGACCAUCUAUUAUAUCUUGUUCUCCUCUGAUGACCCUGUAGAUCCAGCUACCCUCUCUAAAACUUCCCUCACUUUCUGUAUGUUCUCUCACAUCUCAUGCUAACACUGAAGAGAAUUAAAUAACUUGAAGGAAUGACAAGGUGCAGUGAGGGAUCUUUUUUUAAAAAGUAGGAGCAUUGGGUUUGCUUGUAGGUAACAGGAAUGAAACCAGCAGGUAGGGACAGAAUGAAGAGUAGAGAAGUAAGGAGGUGAUUUGGAGGAAACUUAGCUAGAGGAGACGAGAAGUGAUGGCAUGUGAGAAAAAGGGACCCUUCUUCAUAAGAGACCAGAGUAAAGGAGGAGAGGGUGCAGAUGGUCAAUCAGUCAAUCAACAAACAUUUACUAAUGCCAGGUUUGGGGCAGGCACUGUGCUAGGUACUUAGGAUACAAGGUAAAAAAUAAACAAUCCACACUCUCAAGAAGCUUCUGAUGACAAGGAGUUUUGAGAUUAGUAGAAGGGCAAGAAGGAAACUCAUGGCCAAAUGCCCCUAAUUUCUCAACAAAGUAUACCUACUGAAAUAACUGGUGAUAGAGGAGGCUUGGGGAAAGAAAAGAAGAGAAUGUUUGGGACUGCCUCUGAGGGGGAUGUAAUAGAGAACUGAUUAGAGGGCAAUAAAAGGUUUGCCUUGCUUCAGUGAGAGCUCACUUAACAGCAGAUAACAAAAUGUAUAGACCUCACAGCUUUAUGACUUCUUUCAACUCCAUUCAGCUGCAUGGGAGUAGGAAUAGGAGACAGAUGGUGGGAAUAAUCGAGGGCUGGGCUUUUACAAGGUAGGAGCAGGGGUAGAACAAGACAUCUGAGAGGAAAAUAAAGGUUCAUGUUGAAUCUGUUAUCUAUGGUACGGAGACUGUGAAUGGAAGAAAGGGAAGUCAGAGCAGAGAUGAUGGUUUGGGAAGAUGCUAUGAUGAACAGAAAGGAGUUCACAGGGAGAGUGAAAAGUGUAAGAAUGUCAGCUCCUUCAGAACAAAAGCACCAGUUUGGGUUUUGCCUUCAUCUCCGCAGGACCCAACCUGGCAGGCACGUCAUAAAUGCUUUUUUUGGUGAAUGAAUGAAACGCAGAGUGGGAAAGAGAGAGGGGCACAAAGAGGGACAGACGGAGACAUAGAAGACAGAGACAAGGACAAGCCCUUUCAUGCUGGUAUCCGAGUUAAGAAUAACACAAAAAGAAUAACAAAAGAAACACGGAUUUAUCUCAGCAUUUACCAGUGAGGGUGAGGAAGUGGCGAGAACCCCAGGUUUGAAGUCAGAGGAACUGUCUAGUCUGUCUCUUUUGCUACAUAGUAUUUGCAUUGAUGGCCACCCUAAUGCAAUGCCUCUCCCCUCUCACACCAGUUUCCGGAGAAGGACCACCACCACAGGGUGCUAAAGGCACCUCGAGGUUCUGAACUCCUCCUGCUCUCCCGUUCUACCUCAUGAGGCCCCAGCACUGUCCUUCCCUUUACAUACUUGGAAGUAGACAGAGCAUGCCUGUCUCCCCUAUCCCCCCACCCCACCACUUUCAUAAAUAUUAAGAAAGCAUUCUAAAAUUAUUCUAGUCUGAAAUCUUUAGACUAAUCUGAAAGAUUAGUCAGUCUUUUGUUAACUAUCACUUCCAAAACAAUGUCCUACUCUCCUCUUUCGAAUCAGCUCAGGAAGGAUUUCUACUUUGAAGUUACUAGAGCAGUAACCAGACAAGGGCAGGAAUCCCCUAACUGAUGAAUUUAGGGGUGACAUAGGCAGACCUGGGGCUUAGGAAGAUCACUUUGAAAGCUGAGUGGAGGAUGGACUGAAAUGAGGAGAGACUUGAGGCAAGCAGACCACCCCCCAACAGUGAUGGCAAUAAUCCAGGCACAAAAUAAUGAGGCCCUACAUGAAAAUAGUGGCAGUAUCAGAGGAGAGACGGGGAUAUAUACAAGGGUGGUAAGGCUGACCUACACAUGUGGCAUGGGAGUGUCAUUGGAGGUGGCCAGCCUCUUCUUCCCCAACCCUUCUCCAAGGGUCAUUCUGCCAGGAGAGGAAGAAGGAAAUAGGCCAGAGAUCACCAUUCUGCUCUUCUCAGAGAGAGAGGUAAUAGGCUAAAAGUGUAUCUAUCUGUUCCCUUAAAUAUUAGCCUAAGGAUGUGUUUUCAGGUUAAUGCUAACUUCUGAUCACUGUUUCAUUAAAAAGAGGGAAAAGAAAACCCUAGGCUCUAUAUCUAAGACUUGACUCCCUUACCACCAAACAUCAUUAUCACAACAAACAUACAAAAUAAUUAGCAAAGAAAUUCAUUUAUCCACAUCAUAGCAAAGCUGGAAUCAGAGAAAGUGUACAUAGAAUAUACACCAGACAAUAAUGAGUGAAGGAGCUCUCUCAUUGGCAGCAGCAUAGCUCAGCUCUACCAAGAGAGAAGUUGCUGGAUCUAACCCAAGGCAAAAUGCCUCAAAGUCUCUAGGGUAGCAAGCUGGGGAAAGGGACAUGAGGGAGAGUGCCAGCUCCUCUCAGGUCUUCCCAGAGUCUUUUCCUUCAACAACCUGAAAUGGAGUUGGCCUUGUCCAUCUUCUCUCUUGAAGCACCUGAAGUGACUGGAAGAAAACUGAAGAUCUUUCCUCUCUCUGGUUCUUCCCAACUCUGGCUAUCCUCUCACACAGGGCUGGGCAUUUAUCCCCACCAACUAGGAGAAUGUCCAACACCAAUGGGCUUUGGAGCUCCAGUUACAUUCCUCCCUUAGGCUGAAACUCUUUGCAGUCCAUUGCAAAGAUCAGCUGAGGCAGGUCCAAAACCUGUCAUUAUAUAGCAUAAACACAAACAUCAGCACUUUAAAACAACAAGGGUGAGUUUUCUGCCAUCCCAGGUAACCAAACCUAAAUAAAACAAAUGUUUGUUAACAAACAUGCAGUAUAUCAGCAAUACCACUGCUAGGUAUGU
Molecule: messenger RNA, 6798 nt
Organism: Phascolarctos cinereus (koala)
Lineage: Eukaryota; Metazoa; Chordata; Mammalia; Diprotodontia; Phascolarctidae
Source: RefSeq, a predicted model, not a curated record